Molecule: messenger RNA, 2294 nt
Organism: Lolium rigidum
Lineage: Eukaryota; Viridiplantae; Streptophyta; Magnoliopsida; Poales; Poaceae
Product: prostaglandin reductase-3-like
Exons: 18
Coding region: 75-1979 (634 amino acids)
Cellular component (GO): mitochondrion
Molecular function (GO): zinc ion binding; oxidoreductase activity
Source: RefSeq, a predicted model, not a curated record
ACCCGCUCGCCUUCUCCCGUCGCGACCCCGCGCCUCAAGCUAGUCACGCGCUCUCUCCGCCCCGCGCCGGCGAGAUGGAGCUGAAGCCCGGCAUGUCGGUCCUCGUCACCGGCGGCGCCUCCGGCAUCGGGAAAGCGCUUUGCCUCGCUUUUGCACAAAAGGGUCUGUUUGUGACUGUGGUCGAUUUUUCUGAAGAAAAUGGAAGAGAAGUUGCUUCGCUAGUUCAAAAAGAACACAAAAAGUUCCAUGGAGAUCUCGGUGUACCGCCUGCCAUAUUCAUCAAGUGUGAUGUUUCUAAUUCAGAUGAUCUUGCUGCUGCUUUUGAGAAACAUGUACUCACAUAUGGUGGACUAGAUAUCUGCAUCAAUUGUGCUGGAAUUGCCAACAUGACAUUAGUUUAUGAUGACAUAUCUGAUGGAAUUCGCACAUGGAGACAUGCCAUAAAUGUGAACCUUGUUGCUGUUAUUGAUGGUACUCGCAUUGCAAGUCAAACAAUGCGAUCCCUGAAGAAGCCUGGUGUCAUAAUUAAUAUUGGUUCAGCUGCUGGCCUUUAUCCCAUGUACGCUGAUCCCAUAUAUUCUGGGACGAAAGGUGGUGUUGUUAUGUUUACAAGAUCACUUGCUCCAUUGAAACGCCAUGGUGUCCGUGUCAAUGUGCUCUGCCCCGAGUUUGUUCAAACUAACAUGGCUGAGCAAAUAAAUCGGAAAAUAGUAGAUGCAACUGGUGGUUUUCUGAAGAUGGAGGAAAUUAUUGAUGGUGCAUUUGAACUUAUACAAGAUGAGAGCAAGGCUGGCGCUUGCCUUUGGAUAACUAAACGAAGAGGGCAAGAAUACUGGCCAACAUCUGAGGAACAAAGAAAAUAUCUGUUGAAGUAUACCAAGUCAAAAAGAACAGUAACAAACAAUGUAUUCCCUAGCAUCCAAACACCUGAAUUUUUUGAGAAGAUAGUUGUUCACACUCUCAGCCAUAAUUUCCGCAAUGCUACAAGACUUGAUCAUGUGCGAUUGAGAUUGCCCAUUGAACCACAAAAUGUGCUUGUUAAAAUAAUAUACGCUGGUGUAAAUGCUAGUGAUGUAAACUACAGCUCUGGGCGCUAUUUCAGUGGUAGUGCUAAAGAAACUGCUGCACGCCUUCCAUUUGAUGCUGGUUUUGAGGCUGUCGGAAUCGUUGCUUCUGUUGGAGAUGCAGUGAGGCAUAUCAAAGUUGGCAGUCCUGUGGCCCUUAUGACUUUUGGGAGCUAUGCUGAAUUUACCAUGGUUCCAGCCAAACAUCUUCUUCCAGUGCCAAGACCAGAUCCUGAGGUCGUUGCUAUGCUAACGUCAGGAUUGACUGCUUCAAUUUCUCUUGAAAAGGCAGGUCAAAUGACAUCUGGGCAAGUUGUUUUAGUUACAGCAGCUGCUGGUGGAACAGGACAGUUUGCUGUUCAGCUCGCAAAACUAGCAGGCAACAAGGUUGUUGCCACAUGCGGUGGUGAAAGUAAAGCUGCACUUCUGGCUUCCUUAGGAGUUGACCGAGUUAUCAACUACCAAAAUGAAAAGAUCAAAGAAGUUCUUAAAAAAGAGUUUCCAAGAGGUGUAGAUAUCAUAUAUGAAUCUGUAGGUGGGGAAAUGUUUGAUCUGUGCCUGAAUGCACUUGCAGUUCAUGGACAUCUUGUUGUAAUUGGUAUGAUCUCUCAGUAUCAAGGAGAGGUUGGAUGGAAGCCUAAGAAUUACACUGGACUAUGUGAGAAGAUUCUUGCUAAAAGCCAAACUGUGGCUGGAUUUUUCCUGGUUCAGCAUGCUCACCUGUGGCAAGAUCAUCUUGACAAACUAUUUGAAUUGUAUGCCUCUGGAAAGCUGAAGGUGUCCCUUGACCCUAAGAAAUUCAUGGGUGUUGCUUCCGCGGUGGAUGCGGUAGAGUAUCUUCAUUCUGGCAAGAGUGUUGGCAAGGUCGUUGUCUGCAUUGACCCAGCAUACAGCCAGACGCUUGCUAAGCUGUAGUCUGUACUUCUGCAGACAUGAGAUGCAUCGUCUUUCAUCGUCACGAAGUAUGACACGGCGAAUGUAACAUAUGAAAAAUGCACACAUUAUAGCCUUAUAGGUGCACAUACAGCAUACAAUGUUGAGCUGAGAAACUGAGUAAUUGCAUAAAACCACCAUGUAGCUCAGUUAUCUGAUUAGCUAGCUUGCAGUAGACAGUACCAUAUCAGAGGGCAAGCCUUCUACUAUAGAAUUUAAAUAAGUUUGUAGUCCCGCAAACUAGAAUUCUGUAUAAAUAAAUUACUCCGUCCUUUAUGUUCAGUGCCAAACUUAGUA